AUGUGUCAGGUGUUCCUCUGCAGCCAGCACACCAUGCUGACAGUCGCCCUAUCCCUGGGCUAUUUCACAUACCUCUUCAUGGGUGCCAUGAUGUUCCAGAUUCUAGAGAAACAAGCCGAAGCCAAUUCCCGGGAUAAGUUCCAGCUCGCCAAACUUGGUUUCCUCCAGAAUUACACCUGCCUGGACGUGGGGGCUAUUGAACAAUUUGUACAGAUCAUUAUGGAAGCCUGGGAGAAAGGUCUGAACCCCAAAGGGAACGCCAGCAACCCCAGCAACUGGGACUUCAGUAAUUCUUUCUUCUUCGCUGGCACUGUCAUCACUACCAUAGGUUAUGGGAAUCUGUACCCGAGCACCAUGUCCGGCCAAGUCUUUUGUGUCUUCUACGCUUUGUUUGGUAUUCCGCUCAAUGUGGCCUUUCUGAAUAUGAUCGGGAGAGGACUGAACAGCCAUCUGGUGGCGCUGGGCCGGUGUGCGCAGGAGCCCCAAGAAUCUGGGGUGAUGAAGGUGAUGAUAAUGGGUCUCUUCCUUAUUACCGGCUCCCUUUUCUUCCUCGUCUUCCCUCCGAUGAUCUUCAGCUAUGUAGAGGGCUGGAGCUACGGUGAGGGAUUCUACUUCGCUUUUAUUACACUCAGCACCAUUGGAUUUGGUGAUUAUGUAUUAGGAAAGGACCCCAGUAAACACUACAUAUCAAUAUACAGAAGUUUAGCCGCGCUGUGGAUUAUAUUUGGCCUGGCCUGGCUGGCGAUGGUAUUUAACCUGGUCGCAGAACUGGUGGAAAAAUCAAUCCAAUGGCGGAUUCUGAAAAAGGACGCCAUCAAUGAGGAAACCGCCGUGGAAAAAGUGGAAGAUCGCUCGAUCCAGAUCCAGCGCCGAGUUCCGAUCUAG
Molecule: messenger RNA, 885 nt
Organism: Nanorana parkeri
Lineage: Eukaryota; Metazoa; Chordata; Amphibia; Anura; Dicroglossidae
Product: potassium channel subfamily K member 16-like
Exons: 5
Coding region: 1-885 (294 amino acids)
Biological process (GO): potassium ion transmembrane transport; stabilization of membrane potential
Cellular component (GO): membrane
Molecular function (GO): potassium ion leak channel activity
Source: RefSeq, a predicted model, not a curated record